UAUAAAGCCCUGACAACCCUAAACAUUGAAAAACCUCCCCAAAGACCCAAUCCUGUUAUCAUCUUCUAGUUCAAGAACACCAGCUUCUGUUUCCACUGCCAAGUCGAUCAAUUCAGGUAUUGCCGUUAUUGUCCCCGAGAAAGCUAUUCAAUUUCGUAGUUGUAUCGCAGCUUUUGCAAGUGUUUUCUCGAAGAAAAUCUGAUAUUGGGCUUUAAUUCUUUCUGGGUUUCAUGGAAGAUUUUUAAUUGAAAAUGGGUUCUUCGUUUAUUCUUUUUUCAAAUAAUGGGUUCUUAGUAACUCAAAAAAAAUUGGGAAUUCAUGCUGGAAAGUCUCAAUCUUUAGGGAGAAGUAGAAUUCUCAGUUGUUCGUUAUCUAGUUCUAGCUAUAGUUCAGCUUCUUUUCAUUUAUUAGGGUUUCAUAGCUGUUAUAAAUCUCCACAUAGGUUGCUUUGCAACACAAAAAUUAGGUCUGUGAUCAAUGAAAACUGUGAAGAUAAAGAUACCCAAUUGGGAAGGAGAGAAAAUGCUGGUAUAAGAAAGAGAUUUUCAUUAAGAUUACGGCCAAGGCUGAGAUUGCUGUCGAUGAGAUUGAAAAGAGUUUCGAUUUGGUCGAUAUUGAAUGACCUUGGGAUGUUUCUGCGUAAGAAUUUGAAAAGUGUGACAGUUUCUACUUCAAUUUCUGUUGCCUUGGGGAUGUGUUAUUUGCUUUUGAAAUUAACAGCAAUGCCAUCUCCGAAAGUUGUCCCUUAUUCAGACUUGAUAAUGAGUCUUCAAAAUGGGAUUGUAACAAAGGUUCUAUUUGAGGAGGGAUCGCGUCGUAUAUAUUACAACACCGAUUCGUUGAGUGUUGAGAAAACUCAAAUAUCAGAAGAUAAAUCCUUAGAAAGCAAUGUUCAGGAUGAGAAUGUGGUUGACACAGCUGAAAGCAGUGAUGAUUUUGUGAGAAACGGCGGAAUAACAGGUUCAAAUAUGUUGAAAAAAUUGACGAGGACUCAAGCUUCAACCCCUCUGUGGAAAUACUCUACAAGAAAGAUAGACCAUGAUGAGAGCUAUCUUCUAAGUUUAAUGAGAGAAAAGGGAACUACAUACAGCUCUGCCCCUCAAUCAUUGCUUAUGUCGAUGAGAAGUAUCUUGAUUACUGUAUUAUCUUUAUGGAUUCCCUUAACUCCGUUAAUGUGGCUUCUUUAUCGGCAACUUUCUGCUGCUAAUAGCCCGGCAAGAAAACGGCGACCUAUUAACCAGAUGGUUAGCUUUGAGGAUGUGGAGGGCGUUGAUACUGCCAAGGUAGAGCUUAUGGAGAUAGUUUCAUGCCUGCAAGGAUCUAUAAACUACAAUAAACUGGGAGCGAAAUUACCCCGAGGUGUGCUACUGGUGGGUCCUCCGGGGACAGGAAAAACAUUACUAGCCCGUGCAGUGGCUGGUGAAGCAGGAGUACCAUUUUUCACUGUUUCUGCCAGUGAAUUUGUGGAGCUUUUUGUUGGAAGAGGGGCGGCUCGCAUUAGAGACCUUUUUAAUGUGGCAAGGAAGAGCUCACCGUCAAUUGUUUUCAUUGAUGAGCUUGACGCUGUUGGAGGAAAGCGUGGUAGAAGUUUCAAUGAUGAACGAGACCAAACGCUAAACCAGUUGCUGACAGAAAUGGAUGGCUUUGACUCGGACAUGAAGGUGGUUGUUAUUGCUGCAACUAAUAGACCAGAAGCAUUGGAUCCAGCUCUAUGUCGGCCUGGACGCUUCUCAAGAAAAGUAUUUGUGGGUGAACCAGAUGAAGACGGGAGGAGAAAAAUUUUGGCUGUACAUUUGAGAGGAGUACCUCUUGAGGAAGAUAGCGGUCUUAUCUGCAACCUAGUUGCAUCUCUUACCCCAGGCUUUGUCGGUGCUGAUCUUGCAAACAUCAUCAAUGAAGCCGCUUUACUUGCUGCCCGCAGAGGCGGCGAAUGCGUGUCAAGGGAAGACAUAAUGGAAGCUAUUGAAAGGGCGAAAUUUGGGAUCAAUGAUUGGGAACCUAGACCUGCAGCCAUAUUAAGCAAGAAACUUGGGAAACUGUUCCCAUGGAUGCCAUCUCUGACGAGCAGGAAUUACACGAGACAGGAUGGAGGAAUUCAAAGUCCCCUGGGCUAUCAAACUCUAAGCUGAUGAGUAUUUUCUUCUUUUUUGCGGUGCCAUUUUUGAAAUAUUUAAAUUGACAUAUUUUGAGUUAAACUUGCUUAGAACAAAAGGAAAUGUUACAUUGAUGUUUUGUUUUGUGGGACUUUUCCCUUUGAUGAUUGCAGCUGUGUUUAUUUUAUAUAUCAAGAAUGUGUCAUUUCUAAGUAUAACAA
Messenger RNA from Camellia sinensis, 2314 nucleotides. Its product is annotated as cell division protein ftsH. The record is from RefSeq and is a predicted model, not a curated record. Gene Ontology annotation, molecular function: ATP hydrolysis activity; ATP-dependent peptidase activity; ATP binding. Gene Ontology annotation, cellular component: chloroplast thylakoid membrane. NCBI's taxonomy places the organism in Eukaryota, Viridiplantae, Streptophyta, Magnoliopsida, Ericales, Theaceae. Gene Ontology annotation, biological process: proteolysis.